Messenger RNA from Ornithorhynchus anatinus (platypus), 1200 nucleotides. RefSeq names its product olfactory receptor 10A7-like. The coding region runs from base 1 to 945 and encodes 314 amino acids. Gene Ontology annotation, biological process: G protein-coupled receptor signaling pathway. NCBI's taxonomy places the organism in Eukaryota, Metazoa, Chordata, Mammalia, Monotremata, Ornithorhynchidae. The record is from RefSeq and is a predicted model, not a curated record. Gene Ontology annotation, molecular function: G protein-coupled receptor activity; olfactory receptor activity. The transcript has a single exon. Gene Ontology annotation, cellular component: membrane.
AUGAGGGAAGGCAAUCAGUCACUAGUGACUGAAUUCAUUCUUUUGGGAUUUUCCAAUCUCCAUGAAUUUCAGGUCAUCCUGUUUAUGCUUUUCCUUGUAGUAUACCUAAUAACCUUAAUAGGAAACUCCCUCUUAGUGUUGGUCUCCACUGUAGAUCCCAGCCUUCAAUCCCCCAUGUACUUUUUCCUCAGGAGUCUGUCCCUAAUGGAUAUCGGCUAUACGACUGUCAUCAUCCCCAAAAUGCUCACCAAUUUACUGUCCAAGGAUAAAAGUAUUUCCUUUGGUGGCUGUGCUGCCCAGAUGUUUCUCGCCUUCUUUUUCGGGCCCUCGGAGUGUUGGAUCCUGACAACGAUGGCUUAUGACAGGCAGGCCGCCAUCUGUGACCCGCUCCGCUAUUCACUCAUCAUGAACCGCAGGUUCUGUCUGCAACUGUCCCUGGCUUCCUGGCUAGCAGGGAUUCCCGUGGCAACAGUAAAGACUACAUUGAUGUUUACGUUGACCUUCUGUGGGCCUAAUGUCAUUAACCAUUUCUUCUGUGAUAGCCCUCCUGUCUUAGACCUGGUGUGCACGGAUACUUUCGCGGUUGAGAUAUACAGUGUAACCGCAACUGUGAUGGUCCUGAUGCUCCCCUUUGGAGUGAUCGUUGUGUCUUACAUCCGCAUCCUCGUCACCAUCCUGAAGAUGUCCUCCGCCGAGGGCCGUCGCAAAGCCUUCUCCACCUGCUCAUCUCACCUCGUUGUGGUUUCGUUGUUCUUCGGGGCAGCGGGUUCGACUUAUUUCCGAGUGAAAGCCUCCUACUCUCCUGAGACCAAGAAGCUGCUUUCCCUCUCCUAUUCAGUCUUCACUCCCAUGCUAAAUCCCCUGAUCUACAGUCUGAGGAAUCAAGAGGUGAAAGGUGCUCUGAAGAGAAUUCUGGGUAGAAAGAUAUCUUCCCAGGAUCUGUGAGGCUCUGAUUUGUGAAGGUGACUUUUUUUUUUUUUUACUGAAGUAUGAAGUCACUGACUCUGCUCAGUCACUAUUACUUGGCACAUUCCCAUCUUUAUCAUUUCCUUUGAGCUCACUGUGGGCAUCGGACAUUCUGGGCUCUUGGAAAGACCAUGGAGAAGUGUCAGAGGCCAAUUCCUUCUUCUCAGAAUUAAUAUAGACAACACCAGUAAGAACUCAGGCUAGAAAGAAAAAUAAAUACCAAGACAUCAACUU